Messenger RNA from Penaeus monodon (black tiger shrimp), 693 nucleotides. RefSeq names its product NEDD4-binding protein 2-like. Bases 1 to 693 code for a protein of 230 amino acids. The transcript is spliced from 2 exons. The record is from RefSeq and is a predicted model, not a curated record. Lineage: Eukaryota; Metazoa; Arthropoda; Malacostraca; Decapoda; Penaeidae.
AUGAGGUCAUCCGACUGGGGGAAAAUGCUUUUAUACUUGAACACUUAUGAUUCUAAGGCAGAUGAGGUCAACUUGACAUCACAACUCAGGUCGUCAUCAAAGCCCCAGCUUACAUCUCCGCAGAGUUCCCUCGCUAUAAUCCUGUCAGACUUUCAUUUCAACAUGAGUGACGCUGAUGCAGAAAUACACACUGGCGCUGAAAUCAUGAAUUACAACUUCAUGUCAGAACGCGCUGAGUCUCAGGCACUCCGAUGCAAGGCCCUAGAGCAUCGGCGAGAGAGAGAUGACUUGCUUGCGCGGUGCCUCGACGCCCACAGCCAGGGGCUCUUCCUGGCCUCGGCCUAUUACAGCAAGCUGGCGGGGCUCCAUCACGACGCAAUGACCAUGGCCAACCAGCAGGCCGCCGCCAUCAUCGCCUCCUUCGUCAACAAGCGGCAUCUGCUCACGCCGGAAACUACGCUUGAUUUGCACUACCUCCACGUUGGGGAAGCCCUCACUCUUCUCGGGGACUUCUUGGAGCGGGAGAAGCGUCGAAAAGGGCCUGAGGAGGAGCGGCAGGUAGUUAUCGUCACGGGGCGUGGAGCCCACAGCAACGGGCCCGCCAAAGUCAAGGAUGCAGUCGUAAAAUUCCUGGAACAGAAGCGAAUAAGAUACACAGAGCAAAAUCCUGGACGUCUUGCUGUUACCUUGUAG